AUGAGAGCAAGAACAGAUCAAUCUUUCAGUGAAUUCUUAUUGCGUAUAGGUAAUGGGGAGAAGCCUACAAUAAGAGAUGAUUUGGUACUUCUUCCAAAACAACUGGUUAUUCAAAAUACGAGCAGCAGUCCUGGUGAAGAUACAUUAGUAAAAGAAAUAUUUCCGUCGAUGGAUAAAAAUGCAAGUGGUGCAAAAUACAUGAUAGAACGGGCUAUCCUAGCAAGAAGAAAUAAAUACGUUGAUCAACUAAAUGAAAAGUUAAUUUUCAAAUUUCCAGGUGAAAGCAGAACAUUUCUGAGUUUCGACUCUGCAGAAGAUGAUACUAACAAUUAUUAUCAGGAAGACUACUUAAAUACUCUCACACCAAAUGGUCUGCCUCCACACAGAUUGGUUUUGAAAAAAAAUGCCCCUAUCAUGUUAUUAAGAAAUUUGGAUGCUUCCAAUGGCUUAUGUAAUGACACAAGAAUAAUAUGUAGAGGCUUUGACAAAAACGUCAUACAUGCAGAAAUAAUGAUUGGGGAAAAUGCUUUUAAGCAUGUGUUUAUCCCACGAAUCCAGCUAUCACCUCCCGAAAAUGAAGCUAUACGUUGCACUCUUAAGAGGAAUAUCAAUGUCAACGAUAAAAUUUUUGGUCAUGACAGAGCAGCCACAGCGAAAAAAAGGAACAUACACCAAAAACAUCGUCUACAAAUAGAUAUUAGGUUCAGGAGAUACACAAUUACAUUAGAUUGA
Capsicum annuum is the source of this 732-nucleotide messenger RNA. RefSeq lists its product as uncharacterized. Lineage: Eukaryota; Viridiplantae; Streptophyta; Magnoliopsida; Solanales; Solanaceae. The record is from RefSeq and is a predicted model, not a curated record. The transcript is spliced from 4 exons. Bases 1 to 732 code for a protein of 243 amino acids.